This is a messenger RNA of Spinacia oleracea (spinach), 850 nucleotides long. RefSeq names its product cell number regulator 8. The record is from RefSeq and is a predicted model, not a curated record. NCBI's taxonomy places the organism in Eukaryota, Viridiplantae, Streptophyta, Magnoliopsida, Caryophyllales, Amaranthaceae.
AUGGCGAACAACCUAGAUGAAGAAUCAAGCCCUCUUUUGGGCACCACCGACACCAAGAUAAACGAAUCAGACCCAAAUGCUCCGAUAGGAAAGGUUGAUGAAUCUUUUCUGCCUCCAUCGCCGCCGCCGAAACAGCCGCCGGUUCCAAAAGUAGCUCAGCCCCAGGUGGCGGAGACUUAUGGUUGGGCUGCUGAUGGAUUGCCUUUGGGUGUGGUUGGUCAGCCUAUGAUGGGCCGUGUACCGUGGAAUUCUGGGCUUUUUUCUUGUUUUGGUCGCAAUGAUGAGUUUCAUUGCGAUGAGUUUCAUAGCAGCGAUCUUGAAGUUUGUCUUCUUGGAAGUGUGGCUCCAUGUGUUCUCUAUGGAAGCAAUGUUGAAAGGCUUGGGUCAACCACAGGGAGUUUUUCUAAUCACUUCUCAUCUUAUGCUGCUCUGUACCUGAUUGGAAAUUCCUUUUUUGGGUGGAACUCUUUGGCUCCUUGUCUUUCAUACACAAGUCGUACUGCUGUUCGUCGUGCAUUCAAUCUCGAGGGAGGUUGCGAGGCUUUAUUACGACACUUAGGGUGUUCUGGAAGGUUAGUUGAAGAUGAGAUGCAACAGGAGCAGUUGGAAGCCGCUUGUGAUUUUGCCACCCAUGUCUUGUGUCAUCCAUGUUCGUUUUGUCAGGAAGGUCGGGAGAUUCGUCGUAGGCUGCCACAUCCUUCUUUGAAUGCUCAGCCAGUGCUGGUUAUGAUUCCUCCUUGGGGACAGGCUAUGGAUCGUGCGUGAUCAUCCAUGAAACCUUUCUUUGAUGAUGUGUCUAUACCUGUUUUGUCAGUCAUUUAUUAAUUUUUUUGUUUGACGAAAAGAAGUU